CACAGCUUCAACAUUCAGCUGAGGUGGGAUCCAGCAAGCCAUCAAAUGUGUGGUCCAGAACGCUGGGGGUCUGAGCUUUGGGACAAUCAUCGUGUUGACUUCCACUUGCAUCGUCGGCAACAGAAUACAAUCCUCCGUCCACUCAACAUCACAUCGCGCAUAGGGAAAUCUAUGGCUGCGUACCUUCGUCUUCACUUUACAACCAUUCUGCAACUGGCGCGCUAAACUUUACUAAAACAAUAACAGGAAGCAGCAUCAUCUGCCGCCAGAACUUAUUCCGAGCUUCGUCUAGCAUCGACAUGCUCCCGACUCCCAUACGAUGCAAUGCUAUACAGAGUUGACGCCGCCCACGGCCGUCACCCAUUCAGUAACCCUCCAGCUCGUCCCUGGUCAGGGUACUAAUCUCGCCGUCGCAAAGGCAUCAUUACUCCAAAUCUUCAAGACAAAGGUCGUUUCCGUCGAGAUCGAUGCCCCCGCUACCCUCAAUGGUACAAACCCAUCCAAGCCUACGACGGCUGGCCGCUACGAUAGCAGACUCGUAAACGACGAUGACGGCUUCGAGGCCUCGUUCUUGGGAGGAGAUAAUAUUGCCGCAAGGACCGAUCGUGCCAACAGCGCCAAGCUGGUUCUUGUCGCCGAAGUCACCCUGCCCAACACCAUAACAGGUCUCGCGCGAAUCAAGAAGCCCAGCGGCAGCUCGUCCGGUGGCGCCGACUGCUUGCUCCUCUCCUUCCGCGACGCUCGUCUCAGCCUGGUUGAGUGGAAUGUCGAACGCAACACUCUCGAGACCGUCUCGAUUCACUACUACGAACAAGAAGAGCUCGUAGGGAGCCCGUGGGUCGCGCCUCUGCAUCACUAUCCCACCCUGUUGGUCGCAGACCCCGCGAGUAGAUGCGCUGCGCUCAAGUUCAGCGAGAGGAACUUGGCCAUCUUGCCCUUCAAGCAGCCGGAUGAGGACAUGGACAUGGAUAAUUGGGAUGAAGAGCUGGACGGCCCAAGGUCCAAGAAGGACCUUUCCGGCGCCGUCGCAAAUGGAGCUAGCACUAUAGAAGACACACCAUAUUCACCGUCUUUCGUCCUUCGCCUCUCCAAACUUGAAGCUAGUCUCCUCCAUCCUGUGCACCUCGCCUUCCUGCAUGAGUAUCGAGAUCCCACCAUUGGUGUCCUGUCCUCCACCAAGACCGCCUCCAACUCGCUCGGUCACAAGGACCACUUUACAUACAUGGUCUUCACCCUAGACCUCCAGCAAAGGGCGUCCACCACCAUUUUGGCUGUCAAUGGACUGCCCCAGGAUCUCUUCCGUGUUGUCGCCCUCCCGGCACCUGUGGGUGGCGCUUUGCUUGUAGGAGCCAACGAACUCAUCCAUAUCGACCAGUCUGGCAAAUCAAACGGGAUUGCUGUCAACCCCCUCACCAAGCAGACCACCUCUUUUAGUCUUGUCGACCAAUCCGACUUGGAACUUCGUCUCGAAGGCUGCGCUAUCGACGUCUUGGCGGCAGAACUCGGGGAGUUCCUCCUGAUUCUCAACGACGGACGCCUGGGGCUCAUCACAUUCCGCAUCGACGGCCGUACGGUUUCGGGCCUGAGCAUUAAGAUGCUAGCCCCAGAAGCCGGCGGUAGUGUCAUUCAGUCGCGUGUUACUUCGCUGUCCCGGGUAGGAAGGUCUACUGUGUUCGUGGGCUCCGAGGAAGGCGAUUCCGUUUUGCUUGGUUGGACUAGGAGACAGGGCCAAACUCAGAGGAAAAAGUCGCGAAUUCAGGAUGCCGAUUUGGAUUUGGAUCUCGACGACGAAGAUCUCGAGGACGACGACGAUGACCUAUAUGGCGAGGAGUCAACAUCUCCAGAGCAAGCCAUGUCCGCCGCCAAGGCCAUCAAGAGCGGAGAUCUCAACUUCCGCAUCCACGACCGACUCCUGAGCAUUGCACCAAUACAAAAGAUGACGUAUGGCCAACCCGUCACGUUACCCGACAGCGAGGAGGAACGAAACUCGGAAGGUGUCCGCAGCGAUCUCCAACUGGUCUGUGCCGUGGGACGGGGAAAGGCCAGCGCACUCGCCAUCAUGAACCUGGCAAUACAACCAAAGAUCAUUGGAAGAUUCGAGUUCCCAGAGGCAAGAGGAUUCUGGACAGUUUGUGCCAAGAAGCCCAUCCCAAAAACUUUGGUGGGUGAUAAGGGCCCCAUGAACAAUGACUACGACACCUCUGGACAGCACCACAAGUUCAUGAUCGUAGCCAAGGUGGAUCUUGAUGGCUAUGAAACCUCUGAUGUCUAUGCCCUUACAGCAGCUGGCUUUGAGAGCCUUACCGGAACCGAAUUCGAGCCGGCUGCUGGCUUGACUGUUGAGGCAGGGACCAUGGGGAAGGACUCCAGAAUCCUUCAAGUCCUCAAGUCAGAAGUGCGAUGCUAUGACGGAGACCUGGGGCUGAGCCAGAUCGUGCCCAUGCUUGACGAAGAAACGGGAGCGGAGCCGCGGGUUCGGACUGCCAGCAUUGCUGACCCGUUCCUUCUUCUUAUCCGGGACGACUUCAGCGUAUUCAUUGCGGAAAUGAGUCCAAAGCUUUUGGAACUUGAAGAAGUCGACAAAGAAGAUCAGAUUUUGACAAGCACAAAGUGGCUGACGGGAUGCUUGUAUACCGACACCAACGGCGUAUUUGCCGAUGAGACCGCGGGCAAGGGAACAAAAGAUAGUAUUCUUAUGUUCCUGCUAAGUACAAGCGGUGUUCUAUAUAUUUACCGUCUACCUGACUUGACGAAACCAGUUUAUGUGGCAGAAGGGCUUUCUUAUAUACCACCAGGACUUUCUGCCGACUAUGCUGCCAGGAAAGGCACAGCUAAGGAGUCCGUUGCCGAGAUCUUGGUCGCUGAUUUGGGUGACACGACUCACAAAUCACCAUAUCUUAUCCUUCGCCAUGCUAAUGAUGAUCUAACAUUAUACCAACCCUACCGGCUCAAGUCUACUGCUGGACAGCCGUUCUCAAAAUCGCUCUUCUUCCAAAAAGUACCCAACUCAACCUUUGCCAAGGCGCCUGAGGAGAAGCCGGUGGACGAUGACGAGCCUCACAAUGCACAACGAUUCCUUCCUAUGCGGCGCUGCAGCAACAUCUCUGGCUACAGCACCGUCUUCCUUCCUGGGUCGUCGCCCAGCUUCAUUCUCAAAACAGCCAAGUCCAGUCCCAGGGUGCUUAGCCUACAGGGAUCCGGUGUCCAAGCCAUGAGCUCCUUCCAUACCGAAGGUUGCGAACAUGGCUUUAUCUACGCUGACACCAACGGUAUCGCGCGGGUGACACAAAUUCCUACAGACACUAGCUACGCUGAACUCGGUCUCUCCGUCAAGAAGAUCCCCGUGGGAGUUGACACGCAGUCGGUGGCCUACCACCCGCCUACACAGGCGUACGUGGUGGGCUGCAACAACGUCGAACCGUUUGAGCUGCCCAAGGACGACGACUACCACAAGGAAUGGGCGCGCGAAAACAUCACGUUCAAGCCCAUGGUUGACCGCGGCAUGCUCAAACUCCUUAGUGGCAUCACUUGGACCGUCAUCGACACCGUCGAGAUGGAGCCGUGCGAAACUGUCCUCUGCGUCGAAACACUCAACCUUGAAGUGUCCGAGUCGACCAACGAGCGCAAACAGCUCAUCGCUGUCGGCACCGCUCUUACCAAGGGCGAAGAUCUUCCGACCAGAGGCCGCGUCUACGUCUUCGACAUUGCCGACGUCAUCCCCGAGCCUGGCAAGCCCGAGACCAGCAAGAAGCUGAAGCUGGUCGCUAAGGAGGAUAUCCCGCGCGGCGCGGUCACAGCGCUCUCCGAGGUGGGCACCCAGGGUCUGAUGCUCGUCGCCCAAGGCCAGAAAUGCAUGGUGCGCGGUCUUAAGGAAGACGGGACGCUCUUGCCCGUGGCGUUUAUGGAUAUGAACUGUUACGUCACGAGUGUCAAGGAGCUGCCCGGCACGGGACUCUGUCUGAUGGCCGACGCCUUCAAGGGCGUGUGGUUCACGGGCUACACGGAAGAGCCUUACAAGAUGAUGCUGUUCGGCAAGAGCUCGACCAGGAUGGAGGUGUUGAAUGCGGAUUUCUUGCCUGAUGGGAAGGAGCUGUACAUUGUGGCUAGCGAUGCAGAUGGUCACAUUCACAUUCUGCAAUUUGAUCCCGAGCAUCCCAAAUCCCUCCAAGGCCAUCUCCUCCUGCACCGCACAACCUUCAACACCGGCGCCCACCACCCCACCUCCUCCCUCCUCCUCCCCGCCGUCUACCCUACACCCCACUCUUCCUCGUCCUCCAACACAGAAGAAAACCCCCCACACAUCCUCCUCCUCGCCUCCCCCACCGGCGUUCUCGCCACCCUCCGCCCCCUCCAAGAAAACGCCUACCGCCGCCUCUCCUCUCUAGCAGUCCAACUAACCAACGCCCUCCCCCACCCUGCGGGCCUCAACCCCAAGGGCUACCGCCUCCCCUCGCCCUCGGCCUCGGCCAGCAUGCAGCUGCCGGGCGUGGACGCAGGUAUCGGACGUAACAUUGUCGAUGGGAAAAUCCUGGAGCGGUUCAUGGAGCUGGGAACGGGUAAACGGCAAGAGAUUGCGGGACGGGCGGGGUACGUGGUUGGCACCGGUGCACAUGGGGUCAAUCCGGCGGGGAGUGGGAAGAUGAUGUUGGGAGGCAAUGGUGGGUUGAGUUUGGCGGGUCUGAGGUUGAAUGGGUUGCAUGGGCAGGAGGGAGGGAUGGAGUGGGAGGAGGUUAGAGGGGAGUUGGGAGGGGUGCUUGGGUGGAGCGGGUUGGGGUAUUUUUGAGUAGGU
Molecule: messenger RNA, 4789 nt
Organism: Neurospora tetraspora
Lineage: Eukaryota; Fungi; Ascomycota; Sordariomycetes; Sordariales; Sordariaceae
Product: CPSF A subunit region-domain-containing protein
Exons: 5
Coding region: 320-4783 (1487 amino acids)
Cellular component (GO): mRNA cleavage and polyadenylation specificity factor complex; nucleus
Molecular function (GO): protein binding; nucleic acid binding
Source: RefSeq, a predicted model, not a curated record